Molecule: messenger RNA, 4737 nt
Organism: Eufriesea mexicana
Lineage: Eukaryota; Metazoa; Arthropoda; Insecta; Hymenoptera; Apidae
Gene: GluProRS
Product: Glutamyl-prolyl-tRNA synthetase
Exons: 13
Coding region: 61-4737 (1558 amino acids)
Biological process (GO): glutamyl-tRNA aminoacylation; translation; prolyl-tRNA aminoacylation
Cellular component (GO): aminoacyl-tRNA synthetase multienzyme complex; cytoplasm
Molecular function (GO): glutamate-tRNA ligase activity; ATP binding; proline-tRNA ligase activity
Source: RefSeq, a predicted model, not a curated record
UGAACACGUGGAAAGAUUCUAACCCAUUGAAUACAUCAAACUAAACUUGAACGUAUAAAAAUGACUUAUAAGCUUUUGGUUGAUUCCAAAAAUCCACCAACGGAUGCCUUAAUUGUAGUAGAGGUAAUCAAUUGUCAAAAUAAAGAAAAGAUUGAAGUAGUUUGGUGCAAUGAUUGGAAAGGUGAUGGACAUAUACAAUUAACAGAUAGUCAAAAUAAAAUAUUAGGAGAAAGAAGCAGUGAUGUUAGUCGCUACUUUGCUAGAACUACAUAUACAGAUCUUUAUGGUGGUAUUAGUCCUCGUGUAAAGACUGAAGUUGAUCAUUGGUUAUCAUUUGCAAUUGGACCUCUAGGGUCUUAUCCACUUAAAGAAGAUGCACUCUGUUAUUUAGAUAAUGUACUGAUGACAAAUACUUGGUUGGUUGCCAAAAAAUUAACAUUAGCUGAUAUCUACAUAUUUUGUAUUCUUUUAAAUAAGAAAUUUUUAGCGAAGUUUGAAAAGCAAUAUAUUAAUAUCAGUAGAUGGUAUAAACAAAUACUUUCACUACCUGCUGUUACAGAGGUAUUGCUUUCAAUAAAAAAAAAUGUUAAAUUAUCUUCUCCUAAUAAUAUACAAUGUGAGAAAGUUAUUAAUAAACAAAUAGGACAAAGAAAGCAAGAAGGUAAAUUUAUUGAUUUGCCAGGAGCAGAAAUAGGUAAAGUCAUAGUACGUUUUCCACCAGAGGCAAGUGGCUAUUUACAUAUUGGCCAUGCUAAGGCUGCUUUAUUAAAUCAAUAUUAUGCAGAAAUAUUUCAAGGACAACUCAUUAUGAGAUUUGAUGAUACAAAUCCUGCAAAAGAAAAUGUAGAAUUUGAGAAAGCUAUUCUAGAAGAUUUAAAAUUAUUGCAAAUCAAACCAGAUCGAUUUACACAUUCGUCUGAUUAUUUUGAUUUAAUGUUAGAAUAUUGUACUAAACUAAUAAAAGAAGGUAAAGCAUAUGUAGAUGAUACACCAGUUGAUGUAAUGAAAGAACAACGUGAUCAGAAAUUGAUGUCAUCAAAUAGGAAUAAUACUAUUGAAAAGAAUCUAGAAUUAUGGAACGAAAUGCAACAGGCUACCGUUAGAGGUCAAGAAUGUUGUGUUAGAGCAAAAAUUGAUUAUCAGUCAACAAAUGGAUGUUUACGGGAUCCAACAAUUUAUAGAUGUAAACCAGAAUCACAUCCUCGAACUGGAACAAAGUAUAAAGUCUAUCCAACAUAUGAUUUUGCUUGUCCUAUCGUUGAUGCCAUCGAAAACGUUACACAUACUUUACGUACAACGGAAUAUCAUGAUAGAGAUGUUCAAUUUUAUUGGAUAAUUGAUGCCCUAGGACUAAGACGUCCUUAUAUAUGGGAAUAUUCGCGUUUAAAUAUGACACAUACAGUUUUAUCAAAAAGAAAAUUAACUUGGUUUGUUGACCAAGGCUUAGUUGAUGGUUGGGAUGAUCCACGUUUUCCAACAGUAAGAGGUAUUUUGAGAAGAGGAAUGACAGUUGAAGGAUUAAAACAAUUUAUAAUUGCUCAAGGUAGUUCAAAGGCUGUAGUCUUUAUGGAGUGGGAUAAAAUAUGGGCAUUUAACAAAAAAGUUAUUGAUCCAAUUGCAACUAGAUAUACUGCUUUGGAGUAUGAUAAAAUUGUACCAGUACAUAUAGAUGGUGCAAAAGAAGAUUGGUUACUUGUUCAAAAUCAUCCAAAAGAUUUAUCAAAAGGAACUAAACAAAUGUUAAUAGGGCCACAGGUGUACAUUGAAAGAGAUGAUGCAAAUGUCUUAACUGAAGGUCAAAAUGCUACAUUUAUUAAUUGGGGUAAUAUACUAAUUAAAAAAAUUGAAAAAAAGAAUGGUGUUAUUACACAGAUAAUAGCACAAUUAAAUUUAGAAAAUAAAGAUUAUAAAAAUACAUUAAAAAUUACAUGGUUAUCAGUACCUUCUAAUAAAAAUGAUGAUGAUAUUAAUAAAACUAAUCUAAUUCCAUGUUAUGCUGUUUAUUUUGACCAUAUUAUAAGUAAACCAGUAUUGGGAAAGGAUGCUGAUUACAAAGAUUUUGUUGCAAAACAUACAAGAACUGAGGUACAAAUGCUUGGAGAAGUAGGACUGAAACGUGUGAAAAAAGGAGAAAUAAUUCAAUUACAAAGAAAAGGAUUUUUUCGAUGCGAUAUACCUUAUGCUCCAGUUAGUUCAUUUUCAUCUAGAGAACAACCUGUAAUCUUGUUUCAUAUUCCGGAUGGGCAUAUUACAAACACAACAAAAUCAAUAUCUAGUAGUACUACAUCAACUUCUGAUAAAAAAAUUAUUCAUGAAAAUAAUAUAAGACUUACUCAUAAUACAGCAAACUUAAUCAGUAACAAAAUUAUUGUGCAAUUACAAAAAAUAUUACAUAAAGUUACUACAGAAAGAGCAGAUAAAGCUAUGAUUGAUGCAGAAGUUAGAACUUAUCUAGCUUUAAAAGCUAAAUAUAAAACAUGUACUGGAAUAGAGUGGACAUUAGAUACUAUGUUGAGGAAAUCACAGCAAAUGAUGUCUAAUGAAAAUAACUUAACCGAAAGUAAAUUAACCGAAAAUGAAUUAUCUGCAAAUAUUAGACAACAAGAAAACAAAAUUAAAGAACUACAAUUAAAAUUGAAUCAAGAAAUGGAACGAUUUUCAAAUUUAAAAACUGAAUAUAAAAAUAAAACUGGUAUUGAUUGGACUGAAGUAAAAGAUCAAAAUACUGUACUAAUAGAUUCAUAUGCUGUGAAAUUAUCAAAUGAAAUUCAAACACAAGGAGAUAAAAUAAGACAGUUAAAAAGCUCGAAAGGUGACAAAAGUGUUAUUGAUCAAGAAGUAAAGAAACUUUUGGCUUUAAAGUCAGAUUAUAAAUUUACUACUGGUCAAGAUUGGAAAGCAUCUAUUAAUCUAUCAACUAAUUUAACAAAUAAAAAUGAAACUUCCGUUGAUCAAAUUUUAAACAGUAUAAAAAAACAAGGAGAUAAAGUGAGACAAUUAAAGGAAGCUAAAGCGAAUAAAAAUGUUAUUGAUCAAGAAGUAAAAAUUCUGUUAGAUUUAAAGAAUAAUUAUAAAAUAUUAACUGGUCAAGAAUGGAAACUAGUGGAGUCUCUAAAGAAAAAGAAAGAAGAUACUUCUAAAUACGAAAAACUAAGAAAUGCAUCAAAUAAAGAAAUAAAUAAAAAUGAAUGUAUGAAAGAUAUAGAUGCAGGUAAAACGAGAUUAGGAUUGGAAGUAAAGAAAGAAGAAAAUUUCUUUGAAUGGUAUUCUCAAAUUAUUACUAAGAGUGGUAUGAUUGAAUAUUAUGAUGUGUCCGGUUGUUAUAUUUUUCGUCCGUGGAGUUUUGCCGUUUGGAAAAUAAUAAAAGAGUACAUUGAUAAAGAAAUAACACAAAUGGGAGUACAAGAAUGUUACUUUCCUAUUUUUGUGACACGAACAGUGUUGGAGAAAGAAAAAACACACAUAGCAGAUUUUGCCCCUGAAGUUGCGUGGGUAACAAAAUGUGGAAAAUCAGAUUUAGCAGAACCGAUCGCUAUACGACCAACGUCAGAAACUGUAAUGUAUCCUGCUUAUGCCAAAUGGUUAAAAUCAGAUACUGAACUUCCUUUAAAACUUAAUCAAUGGAACAAUGUAGUAAGAUGGGAAUUUAAAGAUCCCAAACCUUUCUUGCGUACAAGAGAGUUUUUAUGGCAAGAAGGUCACACUGCUUUUGCUACUAAAGCUGAGGCUGAUGAGGAAGUCAUGAUAAUUUUAGAUAUGUAUGCAAGAGUAUAUGAAGAUUUAUUAGCAGUACCUGUUGUCAAAGGUCGUAAAACUGAGAAGGAGAAAUUUGCUGGUGGCGAUUACACUACUACAGUUGAAGUUUUCAUCCCCACAAGUGGUCGCGCAAUACAAGGAGCGACAAGUCAUCAUCUAGGACAAAAUUUUUCUAAAAUGUUUAAUAUUCAAGUAGAAGGUGCUGUAGGACGAGAUGAAAAGACAUUUGUCUAUCAGAACUCAUGGGGCCUAACAACUCGAGCAAUUGGAGUUAUGAUAAUGGUUCAUGGAGAUGAUAAAGGUUUAGUAUUACCACCAAAUGUAGCUGGUAUUCAAGCUAUUAUAGUACCUUGUGGUAUCACAGCAAAUACAACACCUAAACAAAGAGAAAUACUAUUUUCUGAAUGUAACAAAUUAUUAGAAGAAUUAUCAAAGGAUAAAACACUUAGAAUUAAAGCAGAUUAUCGUAAUAACCGAACACCAGGUUGGAAAUUUAAUCACUGGGAAUUAAGAGGUGUGCCUGUAAGAAUUGAAUUAGGUCUUAAAGACUUGGAAAAAAAUCAGGUUACUUUCGUACGCAGAGAUAUUUCUGAAAGAAUAUUUACAAAUAGACUUGAAGUGGUUAGUGUUUUACAUACAUUAUUAAUUGAUAUACAAGCAAAUAUGCUCUCCAAAGCAAGAAACAAUUUGAAUGAGCAUAUUAAACGUGCAGACAAUUGGAAUGAAUUUUGUUCUUAUCUUGAUAAAAAAAAUAUAUUAUUGUCACCAUUUUGUGGAGAGUCAUCUUGUGAAGAUAACAUUAAAGAUGAUAGUGCAAGAGAAGAUACAGGUGAACUUGGAACAUUAUCAAUGGGUGCAAAAAGUCUUUGUAUACCAUUUGAACAACCAUUAUUAUCAGUAUCCUUUGACAAACAGACAUGUAUCCACCCUAAUUGUCAGAACAAACCAAAGUUUUAUACACUUUUUGGUCGUAGUUAUUAA